Carassius carassius (crucian carp) is the source of this 2329-nucleotide messenger RNA. Its product is annotated as cyclic AMP-responsive element-binding protein 5-like. NCBI's taxonomy places the organism in Eukaryota, Metazoa, Chordata, Actinopteri, Cypriniformes, Cyprinidae. The transcript has 11 exons. Gene Ontology annotation, molecular function: cAMP response element binding; DNA-binding transcription factor activity, RNA polymerase II-specific. The record is from RefSeq and is a predicted model, not a curated record. Bases 572 to 2029 code for a protein of 485 amino acids. Gene Ontology annotation, biological process: regulation of transcription by RNA polymerase II.
ACUGGCAUUACUUAUUUGAAAGAGUAACUCAGAUAUUUUCUUGUAAAUUAAAAAGUAAUGCAUUACUUUACUAAUCAUUUAUAGAAAGUAAUAUGAUUAUGUAACUCCCCCAACACUGCAGUUGAAAAAUGUCACCCUAUUUAAAUCAAACACACAGAAUUCCAAUAAUCCAGAGCAAAAUGAGUCCAUCUUAGCCUGCUUUUUACAUUCUCAUAGAUUUAUUUUUAGAAUGCAGGGGUGGAAAGCGGGACAUACAGUCAGAAUCACGCACACAGACACACUAUAGAUCAUCAGGAGUUGAAUAGAAUGAGCCGCCCUUGAAACUGAAGCACAAUUGGCGCCUGAUAUAUUCCAGAAUCACACUCUGAUCCUAAUGGCGACAGAAGUAGAGGGCUCAGCAUGAGCCCACGUAAGAAAACCGAUUGCAAACUACGUCCCAUCAGCAUCAGAAGAGCGGCCCGAUUACACUCCAUGUGUGUGUAGCUGAAUGGCUGGCAUACCGUUCCAUUGUCAGUCUGUCAUCCAUGGCAUUUAGCAGCAUCAUGGCACUGAGGAAGGGAUUCCUGCGCUCAUGGUAUAUGAGGAGCCAGUGACAGUGAUGAACUCCGAGCAGGAAAGGCCGUUCAUGUGCAGCGCUCCGGGCUGCUCUCAGAGAUUCCCAACGGAGGAUCAUCUAAUGAUUCAUCGACACAAGCAUGAGAUGACCCUCAAAUUCCCCUCCAUCAAAAAUGACAACAUGCUGUCAGACCAGACACCAACCCCAACGCGCUUCUUGAAGAACUGCGAGGAGGUGGGUCUCUUCAGCGAGCUGGAUUGCUCUAUCGAACAGGAGUUUUGCAAGGCUCAGGAGGAGGAGGAGAGCAAACAGAAUAUCGCUCUUCAUGGGCAGCACCAGCAGAUCCACUCAAGAAUGGCCAACCAUGACAGCAGCAUAGUGAUCCAGCAGGCCCUGCCCUCGCCCCAGUCCAGUUCUGUCAUCACUCAAGCCCCUUCCACCAACAGACAGAUUGGACCAGUGCCUGGUUCCCUUUCCUCGUUGUUGCACCUGAGGAACAGACAGCGACAGCCGCUGCCGGCCUCCAUGCCUGGCACGUUGCCUGACCCGACUAUGCAAGGAUCGUCUGCUGUUCUAAUGCCUAUGGAGAGGCAAAUGUCUUUGGGGUCUAAUAUGAUGGGCAUGCAAGGCCCCGCCCACAGCGGCUCAUGCUCCUCCCCUCAUGUCCCAUCCAUGCACUCAGAGGCAAAGCUGAGACUGAAAGCUGCCCUUGCCCACCAUCCAGGGGGCAUGGCGAACGGCAAUAUGAACUCCAUGGGUCAUAUGAUGGAGAUGAUGCAAUCGCGGCAGGAUCAGGCCGGUCACCACCACCUGCACUCUCACCCCCAUCAGCACAUGCAGGGCCCACUCCACGGAUACCCACAUCAUGCCCACCAACACCCCAGCCAUGCACAGAGCACCCAUCACCACCCACAAAACCACGGGCACCACAACUCCCACCCGCCCCACCUGCACCCUGCACACGGGCAUCAGACCUCUCCACAUCAACCAAUGCACUCUGCUGCUUCACAGUUAUCUCCAGCUGCACAGCAAAUGCAGCUGACACAGACCCUUCAGUCCCCGCCGCCCAGUGGAGGGCGCCGCAGACGGGUCGUAGACGAGGACCCCGACGAGCGCAGGAGGAAGUUCCUAGAGAGGAAUCGCGCGGCCGCCACACGCUGCAGACAGAAGAGGAAAGUGUGGGUGAUGUCGCUAGAAAAGAAAGCAGAGGAGCUCACCCAAACCAACAUGCAGCUGCAGAACGAGGUUACCAUGCUAAAAACUGAGGUGACACAACUGAAACAGCUUUUAUUGACGCAUAAGGACUGUCCCAUCACCACCAUGCAGAAAGAGUCUCAAGAUUACCUCAGUCCAGAGAGCAGUCCGGCAGAAAGUCCCACCCCUGUAACCCAGCAGCAAGUCAUCCAGCACAACACCAUCACCACCUCCAGCACAGCACCCAAUCACCGCACAGAUAUUAACCCCAUCCACUAGAGACUCACCCCCUUACGCCCUUUACCACGCUGGACAUCCCGACUAAAAAUCCUGGACAGACACACACCUCUGUGCCUCUGCGGCAGCUUAUUCUUCUGUUUGUAAUUUGUAAAUGUAAACGGAUUACCAUUUUGUUUAGUUCUGUGUGUUAUAUGUUUCCAUUUGUGUCUGCUUAAAAAAAGGGAGUUUGCAUAAAUCAUCGGGCACCAUCUCACGUGUCAAGGACAUCGCUAAUGGAAACGUAACUGUUACAUCUGUUCCUGGAUUACUGCUGGACCACUGCCUUUACAAAUGACAAAA